AUGAGUUGGGCUUUAGAGGAAUGGAAAGAAGGUCUGUCUACCCGAGCCCUUCAGAAAAUUCAAGAGCUCGAAGGGCAACUCGACAAACUAAAGAAAGAAAGACAACAAAGACAAUUUCAGCUAGAAUCUUUGGAGGCUGCCCUUCAGAAGCAAAAGCAAAAGGCUGAAGAUCAAAAAAAUGAAGGGGCAUCCCUCAAACGGGAGAAUCAAAGCUUGAUGGAAACAUGUGAUAAUCUGGUGAAAAUGAAGCAGAAGAUUUCUCAUGAGCUUCAAGUCAAGGAAUCACAAGUGAAUUUCCAGGAAGGACAGCUAAAUUCAAGCAAAAAGCAAAUAGAAAAAUUGGAACAGGAACUUAAAAGAUGCAAAUCUGAACUUGAGAGAAGCCAACUAGCAGUGUUGCCAGAUGUCUCGGCACUGAACAGUACACCGCAGAAGAAUUGUGCUACUCCCAUACAAUCAAGUCAUCAAAGUGGUUCCAAGAAUAAAGAACUGCAAGAAAAAUAUAAUAAAGAAGUUGAAAAACGAAAAAAGUUAGAGGAAGAAUUAAAAGCAUUACAAAUGAAGAAAGCAAGUAAGCCAGUUCCCCCAAGCACCUUGAGUCAUAGGGAAAUUGCUCGGCAUCAGGCUUCUUCAUCAGUGUUCUCAUGGCAACAAGAAAAGACACCUACUCGUCAUUCAUCCAGUGCUCAAGAAACUCCCCUUAAGAGAAGUUUUACUGCCUUACAAAUUCCUUGGGAACAAGAAACACCACCUAAUAGGAAGUCAAGUUGGCAAACGGAGAGGAAAGAUGCUAGUUGCAGUUUACAUGAGAACCAAAGUAAUCUUAACCUGCUGGAUCAGUUAAAAGCCCAGAAUCAAGAGUUAAAGUGCAAAGUUAAUGAAUUAGAUCGUCAACUGCAAGCCCAAGAACAUGACAUAAAAGGAUACAUGAAUAAAUUACAAGAAACACAGUUCCAACUAGAGAAAACAAAAUUGGAGUUAACAGAAAAAGACAAAGUUUUGAACAAAACUGGAGAUGAACUGAUGAGAUUAACAUCACAGUUGGAUCGGGUAACAGCCAAGUAUACGAAAUUGGAACAAAAAUUGAAAAAAAUGUCUGAAGAUUUGAAUUGUCAAAGACAAAAUGCAGAAAGUACCCGAUGCUCUUUGGAGCAGAAAAUCAAGGACAAAGAUAAGGACUAUCAGGAGGAACUCUCACAUCAACAACGUACUCUCCAGAUGCUAGACCAGGAAAACACUCAGAUAAAAGCCAAACUAAAUCAAGAGUUACAGCAGGCCAGAAGUACUCAAAACAUAUUGCAGGCUGAACUUGAUAAAGUGGUAGUGAUGAAACAGCAGCUGGAGAAAAAUUCAGAUGAGUUUAAGCAGAAGCUCUGCAGAACUGAACAAGCAUUGCAGACAAGCCAGACAAAGGAAACCGAGCUGAGGAGGAGUGUGGAGGAAAUGAUGCAGGAAAAACAACUUUUCAGCCAUCAGUUAGAUGAAAAAACAAGAGAAGUCAACCAAAUGGAGGAAGAACUCAAAAAAACGAAACUUUGUUUAAAGCAGAGUCAGAAUCUUGCAGAAGAAAUGAAAGAUAAGAAUGCCACUCAAGAGGAUGUUUUAAAAGCUCUACAAGAAAAAAUAAGUCAACAGGAAAAAUCUUCAAUGUUGGAGCUGGCAGUGGCAGAUCUGGAAAAGCAACGGGAUUGUUCUCAAGAUCUGCUGAAAAAAAGGGAACAUCAUAUUGAACAGCUGAAUGAUAAAUUACAUAGCACACAGAGAGAGUUAGAAGAGUUACGGAGUACCUUGGGAUUAAAGGAGAAGGAAUGUGAAGAACUGAAAAAAGAGACAAUUCUAUUUUCUCAGUGGAAAAAUGAAAAAGAGCAACUUUUGAAUCAGCUUUUGUUAGAAAAGGAAGGCCUGCAAAGCACAAUUAGUAAUUUGGAAAUAUGUCUGAAGACUCAGCAUGUGAAGAGUCACGAUGCUAAUGAAAGUUUCAAAAUAAUGGAAACAGAAAAAGAAAAAUUAGGCUUAGAGAUCAGAAAUCUUCAGAAUGCAAUAGAAGGAAAAAAUACAGAAUUAGAAGCACAGAAACAAGCCUAUGAAGAGCUCCAGAAAAAGGCUGAAUACUCAGAUCAGAAAUAUAAAAAGGAAGUAGAAAAUCUCUCCUUGAAAAUAGUUCAGUUAACUACAGAAGUUGAACAUCUGAAACAAAAACUACAGUUACUCUCCAGUGAAAUAAUAGGGAAAGAUCAGCGUUAUGAAGAAUUGCAUAUACAAUAUGAAAAAAUCAGCAGUUUAGUAAAAUCUGAAAAUUCUUCUCAAAUGAUGAAUGAAGAUUACUGUGGUAGGGAUCUCUUGAUCUUAGAGCAACCAAUAUUGAGUAAUUCUAUUUCAAAUAUACUUGAAAUUCAAGGAAGCCUUCCUUUAGAACAGGGAAGUAAGAGAACUAAAUUAUAUUCAGAAGACCCGAGUAUGGAAAAUGCUGCCAAAUUGCAACAUAAAGUUUCUUCAUUUGAGUUUUCAGCUGACUCUCAAAAUCAGAUGAAUGCAGAUUUACAAAGGCAUUGUGAAGAGUUGGUGCAAAUCAAAGGUGAAUUAGAAGAAAAUCUGAUUAAAGCAGAACAUACACAUAUAAGUUUUAUGGCUGAAACAAACCUGUGCAUUAAUAAGUUACAAGAAAGCAAUUCCCAUCAUAAAGUCUUUGAAGAAACUUUAAUUGCCCUUGAGAACAAGGAUAAACAGUUACAAAAGUUGAAUGAACAAUUGGAAUAUGGACAAGCAGAGAUUAAUGAUUUAACAACCAAAAAUCAAUUACUCAAAGAGUCAGUAAAGAAGCUACAGUUACUGUCUGAAACCCUGAGUUCUGAAAAAGAGGAAAUUAAUUCAGUUCUCUUUCAAAACAAGAAAGAAAUUGAAGAACUGAUCCAAGAAAAUGGCAAUCUUAAGGAAAUUAAUGCAAUUUUAAAUACAGAAAAAAUGAACUUAAUACAAAAAAAUGUUAGUUUUUCAAACUGCUUUAUUGAAAGAGAGAAAAAUAUUUCAGAGCUAUCUGAUAGGAGCAAAGAGGAAGAACUUUUGGUAAAGAGAUGUGAAGAAGCUGAAAAGGGACUUGAAGUUCUUAAAGAAAAAUAUAAACUUAUGGAGGAAAAAAACAUUGAAUUGGAAUAUAUCUUAAAGGAACAUACUACUACUAGUCUUUGUGGAAAAGGAAACAAUGAAUUAAAAGAACUAGAAGAAGCUUUUGCAAGAGAAUAUAAAGAUUACUUGAGCAAGCUGGCUUUGGCUGAGGAGAAAAAUGAGAAAUUAACUUCUGAAAUGGAGACAAUGCAGUGUAGACUGAGAGCUGAGGUUGUGGCUAUUCAGAAUACUUCAAAGAUUGAAGCUGAUGGCUUAAGACAAGAAAUAUCAAAUUUCAAAGAUGAACAAACCAAAAUGCAAGAACAACAUCAUUUCUUGCUUCAAGAGAAUGAUCGACUAAUGAAAUUAGUUAAGGCAAAGAAUGUUCAAAUGAAUGAAUUGGUUCUUACUAGCAGCCCAGCUUCUAAACAAAUCAGCAAGUCUGUAAAUGAAUUAGAUAAUCUUGAGGUAACUCAGAUUGAAAUGUUUCAUUUGAAUCUUGAAGCUAAAGACAGUUUUUUAAAUACUCAUAAUGCACAAGUGGUACCACUUGAGCAAGUCAUUGAACAUAUGGAACUAAGACUUAAAGAAAGUGAAAAGGAGAAAGAGGUCUUAAAACAAGAAUUAGAAAUGAUCAAAAAAGAAUUAGAAAUUAGAGAUUCAGAGGCAAUGGAAGCUAAGCAAUCUGAUCAGUCAUUUGAAACUAGUAACUAUGAAGACUGUAAAAGAGAAAUGGAUGAAAAAUAUAUUUCAGUUCUUCAUGAACUGUCCACAAGCCAAAAUGAUAAUGCACAAUUGAUGACUUCACUGCAGACAACAGUAAAUAAACUAAACGAAUUAGAGAAAAUGUGUGAAAUUUUACAAACUGAGAAGUUAGAACUGACAUCUGAACUGAAUGAUUCAAAAUCAGAAUGUAUCUUAGCAACUACCAAAAUGGCAGAAAAAGUAGAGAAACUGGUAAAUGAAGUUAAAACGCUAAAUAAUAAAAACAGUGAUCUUUCUGGUGAACUUAUGAAAGAGAAUAGUAAAGAUGAAUUUGGGGAACAAUUUGAUCAACCAAAGUCUAUUUGCUUGGAACUUAUAGAGGGCAGAAUUGAAGGUGGUGAUGAUUAUGAACAUUUGAAACUGUCAAACAAAGAAGUUCAAAUGCAUUUUAUUGAGUUACAGGAAAAAAUUUCAUCUUUACAAAUUGAACACAGAAUUUUACAUGAACAGCAUUGCCACAUGAGCUCUAAGUUGUCAGAGCUACGUUCUUACACUGACACAUUAAAGGCUGAAAAUUCUGUAUUGUCAGUGAAUCUUAAAAACAUGCAAAGUGAUUUGAUUAAGCAGCUCACUCCUGAUAAAGAAGAAUUUGUGGUUGAGGAAGGUGAGUCUUUAUCCUCCUGUAUGAAUGAAAUAGCCAAUCUUACAAGUUUUGUGGAAUCUUCUUUUUAUAAGGAUUUAUUUGAAGAAGGAAGAGAAAUACCUCCUUUAAACAGUUUAGAAGAGACUAUUUUAGACAAUCAAUCCAGUGCUAAUAUUGAUGAAGGCCCUUGUAGCAGUCUUGAGGCAGACAACAGAACCAAGAAAAUUACUAGAUUUGGUCCCAGUUUGAAUAUUGAAGAAUUUGAAACACUUUGCCAAAGUUACCAGAUAUCAAUCAAGAAUCUUGAAGACAAAUAUGAAAAUCAGAAAAUUAUGAAAGAUAAAGAGAUUCAGGAGCUAAAAGAACUCGUAUGUUCUGAAAGAAGUGAGCUAGAAUUCCUCAGAAAGCAGUAUUUAUCAGAAAAUGAACAGUGGCAAGAGAAACUGGCAAAUGUGACUGUAGAAAUGGAGUCAAAAUUGGCAGCAGAAAAGAAACAAACUGAGUACUUGUCACUUCAACUUGAAGUAGCAAGGCUUCAACUUCAAGACCUUGAAUUAAGUUCUCGUUCAUUCCUUAUUGCUGAAGGUGAAGAUGUAAGUAUGUUAAAAAACAAUAUCUUGGAUAAAGCAGAAGAACAUGUUUCAUUCAUCCAUGAAAAGAUAAUUAAAAGUGACAGACUACAAAUUUAUAAUAAAAAUGUUCAAGAAACCUUUAAUUUGGAGUGUGAGGAAAUAGCUGAAAUUGAGGGUAUCAGCUCUGUAGCAGUAUAUUCCAGGGAAGCAAACUUAGAAAAUGAACAAAGAAGUUCAUCAGAUAAAACUCAUUCAGAAUGCAUUCCUGAAUUAUCAUUUUCUAGUAAUGAUACUUUGGCUGCUAUGGAUUUCCUAGAGAAUCAGGUACUCAUUCAGAAUCUACAAUUUAAAGUGAAAGAAAUUUCAAAUGAAAACUUGAAGUUAAUCCAGGGCAUAGAGGAAAGUGACAAAAAAGUUGACAAACUGCUCAGUGAAAUCAAAGAAUUAGAUUACAAGGUGGAUUUACAAAAGGCUGAAUUAACUGCUAAGAUUUGUAUGUGUUCAGAAUUAGAAAAAGUAAUUCAGGAACUUCAGAAAGAAAAAUCAGAUCUGAAUGAGAAACUGGGAUUUCUUUCUUAUGAUAACCAACAAUUACUUCAAAGAGUAACAUCUUUGGAAAACUUAAAUUCUGGUUUGGAAAUGUGCAAAGUUAUAUCCACAGACACUAAAGAUGUUGAAGAUGAUGUAGCAAUGGUGAAUAAAAGCUGGAAAGAACAAUUCCUUGAAAUUGAAAAUGAAUUCAAAAAGGUAAAAUCUGAAAAAAACAACAUUGAGAAUCAUGCCUUCUCUCUUGAAGCUGACUUGGAAAGUCUUCAAACAAAGAAUCUCUGUUUAGAAAAAGAUAAUGAAAAUAAACAUAAAAUGAUAUCCAAUCUUGAAGAACAGCUUUCUCUAGUCAUUUCUGAGAGAAACCAACUUAAUGGAGAACUAGACAUUCUAUUAAAGGCAAAACUGAAAAUUGAAGAAAUAUGUGAUGAAUUGAAGGAAAGAAUAAAAGUACUUGAAUCAAAUCAAAGGGAAUCUUUGCAACAUAUACAAGUAGUAGAGAGUGAGGUAAGAGACAAAAAACAACUCCUUCAGACCAUGUCAUCAGACGUAAACCAAAUAUUAAAAGACAAAGAUUAUCUUCAAGAACAGCUUCAGAAUUUAGAACAGGAUAACCAGAUGCUUAGUUUGUUAAAAGAUGGUUUGAAAAAUGAAAUUAGUCAAUUGACUGAUGAGAAAGAACUAUUUCGAAGAGAAUCAGAAAACCUACAAGCCAAGUUGAAUGACGUAGAAGCAGAAAAUGUAAACCUUUCUAGGGCCUUAGAGGGUUCUCUAAUUGAGAAAGGUGAGAUUGCAGCAAGAUUGAAUUCAACACAAGAAGAAGUACAUCAGUUGAAAAAUGGUAUAGAAAAACUAAAAGUCCGCAUAGAGGCUGAUGAAAAGAAAAAACACCAUGUUUUAGAAAAGCUGAAGGAAAGUGAACGUAAAGCUGACUCAUUUAAGGACAAAAUUGAAGCACUUGAAAGAGAAUUGCUGAUGUCAGAAGAAAAUCAAGAAGCAAUCAUUCUUGAUGCUGAGAAUGCAAAGUUUGAAUUAGAAACACUGAAAACACAAAUGGAAGAGUUAACUAAAGGCCUAAAAAGUUCAGAAUUGGAAUUAUCUGCUUUACGCUCAGAAAAAAAUAGGACAGAAAAAGAAAAUAUAUUGAAAGAGUUACAAGAAAAACAAGGUCAGGUAUCUGAAUUGGAACAGUUGGCUCAUACCUUAAGUUAUUUAAAAUCAGAACUAGUUGCAUUAAAAUCAGAAAAAGAAAUUGUUUUGGAAGAACUACAAGAAAAAGAAAAUCGAGUGUCUGAAUUAGAAGAGUUGAUCCAAAACCUUAGCUAUGGAGAAACUGGAGUUGUGACUGUAAUUUCAGAAAAAGCAAACAUGUUGAAAAACCUUCAAGAAACUCAGAACCAAACUUCUGAAUUAGAAGAGUGGACCCAGACUCCCAAAUGUUUAGAAUCAGUCACUUUAAGGUCAGAAAAAGAAAAUAUGCUGAAUGAACUACAAGAAAAACAAGCUAAAGUAUCUGAAUUAGAGGCACUGAACCAAACACUAAAACAUUUGGAAACAGAGCUUAUUGCUGUAAAGUUGGUAAAAGAAAAUUUAUCAAAAGAACUGCUGCAAGAAAAGCAAAGUAAAGUGCUUGAAUUAGAAAAAUUAAGUACAAAUCUAAAACUUUCUGACACAGAAAUUCUUGCAUUAAGAUCUGAAAAAGAAAAUGCAUUGAAAGAACUACAUGAAAAUCAAAGUAAAGUGUCUGAAUUCUUAAAGUAUGUGGAAAGUAUUGUUUCCUUAAAGUCAGAAAAAGAAAAUAUGUCUAUUGAGCUACAAGAGAAUCAUAAUUACCUAUUAGAAGAGUUGACCAAAACCCUAAAAUCUCUGGAGAUGGAGGUGGUUAUUUUAAGGGCGGAAAAAGAAAACAUGUCUAAAAACCAGCAAGAAAAUCAAGUGUCUGAAGUAGAAGAAUUAACUCAAACCAUGAAAUAUUUAGAAUCAGAACUUGUGGCAUUAAGGACUGAAAAAGAAACUAUAUCAAAUGAAUUACUUAAAGAAAAGCAAAGUCGAGUGUAUGAAUUAGAGAAGUUGACCCACUCUCUACAGUUUUUGGAAACUGAAGUUGCUUCUUUAAGAUCAGAAAAAGAAACUAUAUCAGAGGAACUGUAUAAAAAACAGGGUCAAAUGUCUGAAUUAGAAGAAUUGAUUGAAAACUUAAAAUGUGUAGAAACAGAGGUUGUUGCCCUACGGUCAGAAAAAGAAAAUGUACUGAAAGAAUUGAAGGGAAAACAAUAUCAUGUUUGCCAAUUAGAAGAGUCGAUCCAAAUCCUGAAAUGUUUGGAAAAAGAAGUUAUUGUCUUAAGGUCAGAAAAAGAAAAUAUACUGAGAGAAUUGCAAAAAAAUAAUUAUCAAAUUUUUGAAUUGGGAGAAUUAGUUGAAAUGCUAAAAUGCUUAGAUUCUGAACUUAUCACUAUAAGGCUAGAAAAAGAAAAUGUUUUGAAAGACCUACAAGAUAAGCAAAAUCAAGUGUCUGAAUUAGAAGAGCUAAUCAAAAGCUUAAAAUGUUUGGAAACUGAACUUGUUUCCUUAAGGUGUGAAAAAGAAAAUAUGUCAAAAGAAUUAAAAGAAAAGCAGAGACAAGUGUCUGAAUUGGAAGAGUUGGUCAUGAGCCUAAAAUACUUGGAAACUGAAGUUACUUCCAUAACUUCAGAAAAAGAAAAUAUGUUGAAAGACCUACAAGAAGAAAAGCAGGCUCAAAAGUAUGAAUUAGAAGAGUUGUCUAUAAACCUAAAAUGUUUGGAAACUGAACUUGUUUCCUUAAGAUCAGAAAAAGACAACAUGUCAAAGGAGUUACAAGAAAAACUGGCUCAAGUGUCUGAAUUGGAAGAGUUGACCAAAAGUCUAAAGUCUUUGGAACUUGAAGUUGCUUCUUUAAAGUCAGAAAAAGAAAAUAUGUUGAAGGACCUACAAGAAAAGCAGGCUCAAAAGUGUGAAUUAGAAGAGUUGACCAUAAACCUACAAUAUUUGGAAUCUGAAGUUGCUGCUUUAAGAUCAGAGAAAGAAAAUAUGUUGAAAGAUUUACGAGAACAACAGGAUCAAAUUUGUGAAUUAAGAGAGAUGAAUACAAAUCUAAAAUGUUUGGAAACUGAAGUUAUUUCUUUAAGGUUAGCAAAAGAAAACAUGUCAAAAGAGUUACAAGAAAAGGAGGGUCAAUUGUCUGAAUUAGAAGAGUUGACCAAAAAUCUGAAAUCUUUGGAAACCAAAUUUACUUCUUUAACAUCUGAAAAAGAGAAUCUUUUGAAGCAGCUUUGUGAAUUAGAGGAGUCAACUAAAAAUCUAAAAUGUUUGGAAACCGAAGUUAUUUCUUUAAGAUCAGAAAAAGAAAACAUGUCAAAAGAAUUGCAAGAAAGACAGAGUCAAACAUCUGAAUUAGAAGAGUUGUCCAGAAACCUAAAAUCCUUAGAGACAGAAUGUGCUUCUUUAACAUCAGAAAAAGAAAACAUGUUGAAGCAACUGUGUGAAUCAGAAGAGUUGACCAAAAACUUAAAAUGUUUGGAAACUGAACUUGUUUCUUUAUCAUCAGAAAAACAAAAUGUUUUGAAAGAACUACAAGAAAAGCAGGCUCAAGUGGCAGAAUUGGAAAUGUUAAAUGCUUCAUUUGAAAGUUUACUAGAAAAAAAGGAAGAGGAAAAGAGAAAACUUAAAGAAGAAUCUCAACAUGCAACAGAGUUGCUUCAAAAACAGUUGAAUGAUCUAAAUGAGAAAAUAGAAUCCUUUCAGGAAGAACACAAUAUACGUAAGGCCAGAGAACAGGAUCUAAAUUGUCAAGUGGAUUGUUUAAAGCAUGAGAAAGUUCACUUGCUGCAGCAGCUUGAAGAGACCAAAAAUAAUAAUGCCAUGCUGAAAUCUUCUAUGAAUGAUUUUAUUCAAGAAAUAGAAAGUAACAAACAAAAAUUAGAGAAAACAACUGAAGAAAAUGGAAUACUGCAAAAGCAAGUUCAGGACCUCAGAAAACUCACUUCUGUGUUGACCCAGAUGGAGGCAGAGCAGCAACUCUGGAAGAAAGAAAAAUCACAGCUGGAAAAUCUUACAGUUGAAUUACAGCAAAAGAUCCAAGAACUAUCCAAGAAUGAAACUUUGUAUAACAGUUUAGAAGCUCUGCAAAAUUCUUAUGCCAAUCUGGAGAAUGAACUUCAGUUGACAAAGAAGGAAAACUCGUCUCUUCUUGAAAAGAUAACUAAAGUUACAGAUAAUGAAGCUUUGCUCCAGCGUGAAAAGAAUGAGAUGAUGCAAAAGAUGGCAGUGUUGCAAGAAGAAUAUAAUGGAGAGAAAAACAGAUUUACUGACUACAUAAAAAUUAAAGAAGCAGAGAAGAGUAAAAUUCAUUUGGAUAAGCUAAUCCUGGAAAUGUGUGAACUGAAGAAGAGUUUAGAUUAUGUAGAAAAAGAGCUGAAGGAAAGAGAAGAGAAAGCAAGAUAUGAAAUAUCAGACUAUCAGUGUAGGCAUCAGGAUGCCAAUAAGAACUAUGAAACUUUACUCAAGAAAGCAAACAAAGGCAGCUGGCAUGAAGUGGAAAUUGAGGCUUAUCAAGAGAAACUAGCUUGUAAAGAACAGCAACUCAGCUCACACAAGUCAGAGAUGGAGAUUUUGAAGUCAAAUAAAGAAGAAUUAACUAAUUCUCUGAACUGCACUAGUAAGAUAUUAGAAGAUUUGAAGAAAACCAAGGUGGAAAAUAUGAAAUAUGUAACUCAGUUGAAGAAAGAGAAUGAAAAUGCUAGAGGAAAAAUACAGUUGUUGAUAAAAACCUGUAAACAGCUGGAGAACGAAAAGGAAGCACUACAGAAAGAAAUUAAUGACCUUGAAGCUCUACAAGAGAAUCAGAAACAAAAUAGUGCCACGGGUGUUAAUGUAGAAGAACUUAUGGCUGAGGUGAAAGAACUGAAAGAAGCAAUUGAAGGAAAAAAUAAAGAGACAGAUGAAUAUUUGGAUAAGUAUUGCAACCUUCUUGUUAGUUAUGAGAAGCUGGAAAAAGCUAAAAAUAUGUUAGAAUCACAGGUUACUCUCUUGAGUUCUCUGCAAGGAAAAAUUGCCUCUCAGUCUUCUCCUAUGCUUAAUUCUGUUGAUUCAAUGCACUGUCCAAGUCAAUCUGUUACUGAAAAGAAGACAGCCAGUCAUGGGAAAGUUCCAAGCAAGAGACCAAGUUCUCGUAUUGCCAAGGAAAGUGAUGGAGAUGCAUUGCCUUCUACACCAGAGACUUUUACGAAAAAGAUCAAGAAGGAGGUGACACCAAAAGGCAUCCCAUACUCCUUAAGGGGCUUGGAGAACACUCAGUAUGAGCCAGAAGGAUUACCAGAGGUGGUGAAGAAAGGAUUUGCUGAUAUCCCAACUGGGAAUACAAGCCCUUAUGUCCUUCGGAGAACAACCAUGGCCACAAAGACAAGGACCAGCCCUCGUCUUGCUGCACAGAAAUUAUCAACUCCAGAUCUACAGAAGAAACAGUCAAAAAAUCUAGUUGAGACUUUCAAACCAGCAGCUGGUGGCAGCAAAUCACAAAUGGCAAAAGAUGUCCAUCAGCACAAAGUGGAAUCGGUUGUGACAGGUGCAGAAACUAGCCCAAGAUCUCCUCUGUCUACAAAUAAUCUUUCAAAAAAACCUUUGGAUGAUGCAGCUAAAGAGAACAUGAGAACCAAGCGAGUCAAACAUUCCAAAGAAGUAUCUUGUAAGGUUCAAUGA
Messenger RNA from Gracilinanus agilis (Agile Gracile Mouse Opossum), 11283 nucleotides. RefSeq names its product centromere protein F (gene CENPF). Gene Ontology annotation, molecular function: microtubule binding; protein homodimerization activity; dynein complex binding. Gene Ontology annotation, biological process: mitotic cell cycle; metaphase chromosome alignment; regulation of G2/M transition of mitotic cell cycle. The record is from RefSeq and is a predicted model, not a curated record. The transcript is spliced from 20 exons. The coding region runs from base 1 to 11283 and encodes 3760 amino acids. Gene Ontology annotation, cellular component: chromosome, centromeric region; spindle pole; nucleus. NCBI's taxonomy places the organism in Eukaryota, Metazoa, Chordata, Mammalia, Didelphimorphia, Didelphidae.